AUUCCGAGUAAUUGAACUGGUGGAUCUGACUUUGAGUGAUCUCAGAAAGAGAGAAAUAGUUGAUUUAGCAUAUUAUUUUCGAAAACACUACUCUUUCAGAUAGGAUAUUAGAAACUUAUUGUGAGCAUUUUACAAACAAUAUGACAUAUAUGGAUAGUUAAUGGGAUAGUUCAUGAAAAACCUAUCUUAAUGGAUGUCAUUGAUGAAAUAUAAAACGUAGUUACAGGUAUUCGUGGUACCAUUUCUGACACGAACUACAAAUGUCAUGUCGUCGUAGAAGUCAUACAACUCCGGGUUAUUUACAACCUAGAACUUUGGAUGACCGGAUUAGGGACGACUAUCGCUAUAAUUAUCGAGGAUCAAGGUACUCAAGGCGCUAUCAACCAAAUUAUGACGACUUCUACGCACGUCCGCCUUCUGUAUAUCAGCCUGUAGAACCCUAUUAUCCUAGGCCUCGUGAAUCCUACUACGUUCGUCCGCCUUCAGUUUAUCAGCCUACAGAAACACUUUAUCCUGGGCCUAUGCCAAAUAGUUAUCAGCGUCAUAGUUAUGCUCAACCUGUUUCUUAUCAGCCUGUUUAUCCAUCAUAUCGCGAAGAUGUGUACGCUCCGAGCACCUAUUCGUCGUAUCCACGUCGUCGUUCAAUGUCUAACAAUCCUCUGAUAGACCCUGACACGAUUUCCAAUAAUGGCAAUACACUUUCCUAUUCUCCGCGUACAUACCCAAGGGUUCAGAUUUACCAUACAAGGAAUACAAACGAUGGGUACUAUUAAUAAAGAGGAUACACAUCUUCUGGUUUCUGUUUAAACCAUGUUGAGUUUUGUUUUUAAUCUUCAGAAUGUUUUGAAGAAUUAAGAAAUAUAUCACGAGAUGCUUUGAUCAUACUCUGAACAUAAACCUUUUUGAAUAAUGUAUAAUUAAAAAUGAGCUUAUAAGCAAGAAUUUUAAAAUUUCUUUAUAUUUAAAUACAUUUUUUUGACAUCUUUUUCUUUUUUUUGAAUUUGUUAUAUAAUCAUAUGAAGAUGAAUACAUGAACUGUUGUUUUAAUGAAAAGAUGUAACAUAAAUAUUUAUGUUCAUCAUCUAGGCAACUAACUAUUAAUGUUAACUUGAAUAAAGAAUGAAAAUUUAAAGGAUUUUUUUGAAUAAAGAACUAUCGUAUGUUUACUGUUAAAUAAUGAAUUAAUUCCAAUAAAAUAUUUAAGAAAUUAAAUUAUUUUGUUUGUCAGUAUUAAUUUAUUCUCAUGUGAUAAGAGUAACAUCUAUUGUAUUAUACGUACAAUAAUUAUUUCUAGAUACAUUGAAUUAUAAAUACUUAAAACUCUGCAACUGAAUACUUUAGGAUAAUUAAAGGCCUAAUAAUUAAAUUCUGUUGUUCAGAGUACAGUUCACAUAUCGCUUAUUGAUUACCUAGGUAAAUAUACUAAGUUCAGUGGUAAUGAAAUG
Messenger RNA from Schistosoma haematobium, 1445 nucleotides. RefSeq lists its product as uncharacterized. Lineage: Eukaryota; Metazoa; Platyhelminthes; Trematoda; Strigeidida; Schistosomatidae. The transcript has 11 exons. Bases 261 to 773 code for a protein of 170 amino acids. The record is from RefSeq and is a predicted model, not a curated record.